Messenger RNA from Terrapene triunguis (Three-toed box turtle), 3731 nucleotides. RefSeq names its product GLIS family zinc finger 3 (gene GLIS3). Gene Ontology annotation, cellular component: nucleus. Gene Ontology annotation, biological process: regulation of transcription by RNA polymerase II. The transcript is spliced from 9 exons. Lineage: Eukaryota; Metazoa; Chordata; Testudines; Emydidae. Bases 78 to 2420 code for a protein of 780 amino acids. The record is from RefSeq and is a predicted model, not a curated record. Gene Ontology annotation, molecular function: RNA polymerase II cis-regulatory region sequence-specific DNA binding; DNA-binding transcription factor activity, RNA polymerase II-specific.
GAGGUCUUGGCUAUGGGCCUCGGGGCAAGUCCAUUGGAAAAGGCAGCUGCAACAAUCUAGUUGUCACCAGCAGUCCCAUGAUGGUUCAGCGACUGGGACCUAUAUCACCUCCUGCAAACCAGGUCUCAACAGCAUGCAACCAGAUCAGUCCUAGUUUACAGAGGGCUAUGAAUGCUUCAAACCUGAAUAUACCUCCAUCAGAUACAAGGUCCCUCAUGUCACGUGAGUCUCUGGCCUCUACAACAUUAAGCCUGUCGGAAAGUCAGUCAACGCUGAGUGUGAAACAUGAGUGGUCUCAUGGGUACAGGAUUCUUCCUUCCCUUCCUUCCAACCAAGGAUCUCAAAAUGGCAGUGAGCUAGGGGACAUACUGAGUAUACCACCUGGAACAUCCAUGUCCAACAACAGUGUAUCUAACUCAUUACCCUCCUACUUGUUUGGUAUGGAAAAUAACCAUUCCCCUUACCCGAGCCCUCGCCAUUCUUCAACCAGAUCUCAUUCAGCCCGCUCCAAAAAAAGAGCCCUCUCUCUGUCUCCUUUGUCUGAUGGCAUUGGGAUUGACUUCAAUACAAUCAUCCGUACAUCCCCAACCUCUCUGGUUGCCUACAUCAAUGGUUCGAGGACAUCGCCAGCGAACAUAUCCCCGCAGCCUGAGGUCUAUGGGCAUUUCUUGGGAGUAAGAGGAAGCUGUAUUCCCCAGCCUUGCUCUAUUCCAAACACUCAAAAAGGUCUUCUUAUGGCUAACAGCAACAUCACCCUCCCAGGUUACGGUGAAAAUGGGACUGUGGAAUACCAGCGGAUGCAGCAGUUGGAACAAAGUAGCUUGCAGUCGGCAGUCAUGAACAACAUGGUGGUUCAACAAGGUAUGCCUCUGAUAGACAGCCAGCCAAUGGGCAUGUUAAAAAGUGAACGUGUGGAUGAUUUUUCAAGCAGCACAAUUGACAUGCCUCCUCCUCCCCCUCUACCACCUCCUCCACCACAAGGUCCACCACCCCCUUACCAUGCACAUCAACACCGACAUCAGCAUGACCUCAUAAACCAUUCCCAUCAACUUGCCUUGCCUUCCUCUGCCCAGGGCCCUCUGUUGGAUGAGGAUGGUGAAUUAGAUGAUUUCAAUGGUAAACACUGCUGUCGCUGGAUAGAUUGCAGUGCUCUGUAUGACCAGCAAGAGGAACUUGUGCGGCACAUAGAAAAGGUUCAUAUAGACCAGAGAAAGGGAGAGGACUUCACUUGUUUCUGGGCAGGAUGCCCUCGAAGAUACAAGCCAUUUAAUGCCCGUUACAAACUGCUGAUUCACAUGAGAGUUCAUUCAGGAGAGAAGCCAAACAAAUGUACGUUUGAGGGCUGCAAGAAGGCCUUUUCCAGACUAGAAAAUCUCAAGAUUCAUUUACGAAGCCACACAGGAGAAAAGCCCUACCUUUGUCAGCAUCCAGGCUGUCAGAAAGCAUUCAGUAACUCCAGUGAUCGAGCCAAGCAUCAGAGGACACACUUGGACACUAAACCUUAUGCAUGUCAGAUUCCAGGAUGUACUAAGCGAUACACAGACCCAAGCUCCCUGAGAAAGCAUGUAAAGGCACAUUCUUCCAAAGACCAACAGGCCAGGAAAAAGUUGCGAUCAAGCUCAGAGCUUGACCAGGACAUCCUCAACGAUUGCCUCACUAUUCAGCCUCUCCAACCAGCCCCUUCACCACAUGAUGCUGCAGACAAUACCAUGGGACGAUCGCCAGGGCCUGUUCAUGACAUCUACACAGCUACAAUGUUCUCCAGUACUCACUCAAGUCGGAGUGGAACGGCUACUGGGGGUGGUCCACCAUCACAUCCUGUCAGUCACCCUUCUCCAGGGCAUAAUGUACAGGGUAGUCCUUGCAACCCACCAUCCCAGUUACCUCCUCUCUCAGCUGUAGACUCAGGCACUGAAAGGUUUGCAGCUCCUGCUCCAUCUCCCCACCAUAUCAGCCCCAGGAGAAUUCCAGUUCCCCCUCCCAUGAUGCAGAGACGGACACCCCAGACUCCCCAUCUCCUGCAGACUGCGGGAACACAUCUGAAGACGUACCAGCCAAUAACAAACCCCUCUUUUCAACCAAACAGCAUCCACAUCCAAGGCUUUUAUGGGCAACUACAGACUUUCUGCCCUCCACAUUACACUGACGCUCAGAGGAGCAUACAACAUGGCGGCUCUUGUAAUAUGGUCCCUCCUUUUGAAGACUGUCUAGUUCCCACAUCGAUGGGCCAGGCGGGGUUUGAUGUUUUCCACAGAGCUUUUUCAGCACAUUCUGGUAUUACAGUUUAUGAUCUUCCAUCAGGGUCAACAGGUAUCUUUGGUGAUUCAUUGCGCAAUGGGUCUGAGGACGCCAGUUUCCUUCAGAUAAAUGCAGUGGAUCGUUGUCCUAGCCAGCUUUCCUCUGUCUAUACGGAAGGCUAAAAUGAUCUAAUUAUAAUUACCAAUACUCUAUUGCAUAUCAUCUUUCCUUUCUGAUAGUCAAGAACAAAUGUUACAAAUAUCAUUCCUCCAUAAGACUGCUGUAUGUAUGUUUCAGAAAGAGGAGGAAAUGCAAUCAUCAGACACUCAACCUCACAAAAACAGCCAGUCAAAGGGGAAAUGUCGGUAAAACAAGAAAACUUUGCCAAAACUUUAGCAAUUGUUACUUUUUCUUUUGAUCUGCUGCAUGGCAGCACUACUUUUUUUUUUUUUUUUUCAAAGGGAAUUCAAAUACUGAAUAAGAAACCUGCUGCUGGCUGUAAUCUUUUUAAGCCGAAUCGGCAAAAUCAUUUAAGAAUGAACUUUUGCUGGGGGGGGAGAAUCUAAGAACUAAAACCAGAGAACACUACAAACAUUUUAAAAGGCUCACCUUCUUGCACAACCUAUUUGUCUGUGGUGCUUACAUAGCUAGAUACACACAAAGACAAGAAAGGGAAAACAAUUUGAGACGCAUCAUGGCACCACCAGCUAGAAGCAUUGUUGGGGCUUCUUGGAGCCAAAGAGCAUUGGUACUGGAUUUCCUGCAAUCCUUGUUUUGGUUUCCUGUUCCAUUCCACUAGAAUUUAAACCUUCCAGAAUGGCUAUUACUACCUUUUUCAAUAUUGUUUCCAUUUUAACAUUUUAUACAAUGAAUAAGAAGAGUUUAACUAAAAAGGCACUAGGAUUUCCUUUAUAUUUGAGCAGCCCUUAUUAGCAUUGCUAUGGAGAAUUUAAUAAAUAAUGAUAAACUUUCAAUAGAAUUUUUAACCAUACUAUGCAAUUUAAAAGAGAGUUAUAUUCCUGAUGUAGAAUGCUAUAGGAAGGUUAAAAAUAACCUGUAGAAAAGAUAUCAUUCUCCAUUAAAUUCUGUAGCUUUUUUAAAGCAAUUUGUAUGAAACCCUAUUAAAUUUAUAUUGAUUCCUAUUGGCUUCAUCCUUAUGUAAUUCUAUGGGCCUUUUCCAUAAGGCAUGCUAUAUUUAAGGGUUUGUUGAUGUUUGUACAAGGUUAUUCAGAGAUCUACAACUGAGUUGUUAAGUUGUGUUUUUUUUAACCUUUGGCUGGCCUGCAAGUUUUAACCCAGGCUAAAAGAAAAUCAGUUUGGCCAUCUUAAAAGCCACAAGUGUAUGGGCAAGGCGGGGAAUGAAGUUACUCAGUCGAGAUGUGGAUUUUGUCAUUGCUGUGCUCCUGGAAAGCAGCUUUUCUUAUCACUUAUUUAAAACUUUAUUUUAAAAUUAUUCAUCCAUAUUGUGAAUAAAAGCGUUUGGGGUUUCUUAA